UUGAGAUUCAUUCGUUAGCACUAUGUGGAAUCGCUUUGCCAGUGCAGCGAUCCUGUUGCUGCUCCUCAGCUGGAGCAGCGAAUUGAGCGGCAAACGCAUGCCCGAGAUGACUGCUGAACAGCUCGAGCUGCUAAUGGAAAAGACCAAGGACGAAAGAUUCGAUUCUCGCGUUGUCAAUGGCUUUGAUGCGUUCGUGGGAAUGGCACCUUAUCAAAUCUCCCUUCAGGGCAUGUAUGGUGAUCACAUGUGCGGAGGAGCCAUCAUCGCUGAGAAAUGGGUACUGACAGCAGCACAUUGUGUCUAUGGCUACAAUCCAACAUAUCUUCGUGUGAUCACCGGGACUAUAGAAUGGCAGAAACCUAAUGCCACAUACUUUGUGGAUGAGCAUUGGGUGCACUGCAACUACAACUAUCCCAAUUUUCACAAUGACAUUGCGCUGAUUCGUCUGAAUGAUUCGAUUGUGUGGAAUCAGGUAACACAACCCAUCGCUUUGCCCUCUGGCCUACCGGUCAAUGGCACCAAGUUAUUGCUCACUGGUUGGGGAUCAACGUACUUGUGGAGCGAUACUCCGGAUGUUUUGCAGCAGGCCUCUCUCACCUAUGUGGACUACAAUUCUUGCCAGGAUAUUAUGGGUGGUGAUCCCUCAAAUGGUUAUGGUCACGUGUGCACCCUAACCGACGGAGGACAGGGUGCUUGUCAUGGUGAUUCAGGUGGUCCGGUUGUGCAAGAUAAUGUGUUGUAUGGUCUGGUCAACUGGGGACAUCCAUGUGCAAUUGGCUAUCCAGACAGUUAUGCAUCUACGUACUUUUAUCGUGACUGGAUUCAACGCACCAUGGCGGAGUCCAGCUGUAAGACCUGCCAUUGCUAUGCUAGCAACUAUCCCUACUGAUAAGUAAGACUCGAUACACGAUUUAGUUUCAAUUGCUAACCAAGUAAAUUAAUAAAAUAAAUAUUUAAAACUAAA
This is a messenger RNA of Drosophila nasuta, 964 nucleotides long. Its product is annotated as chymotrypsin-2. Gene Ontology annotation, molecular function: serine-type endopeptidase activity. Gene Ontology annotation, biological process: proteolysis. The transcript has a single exon. The record is from RefSeq and is a predicted model, not a curated record. The coding region runs from base 23 to 889 and encodes 288 amino acids. NCBI's taxonomy places the organism in Eukaryota, Metazoa, Arthropoda, Insecta, Diptera, Drosophilidae.